AUGGAGCAAUACAACCACUCAAGCCUGGCUGAAUUUGUGCUCCUUGGCUUUCCCAAUGUGGGGCAUGUCAAAGGAUGGCUCUUUGUCCUGCUGCUGUUGGCAUAUUUGUUCACCAUUUGUGGCAACCUUCUCAUCUUCUUAGUAAUCCGACUGGAUGCCGCUCUGCACACACCCAUGUACCAGUUUGUCAGUGUUCUCUCCUUCUUGGAGCUGUGGUAUACAGCCACGACCAUCCCCAAGAUGCUAAUCAAUCUUCUCAGUGAGAAAAAGACCAUCUCUUUUGCUGGAUGCCUCCUUCAGACGUACUUCUUCCACUCUCUAGGGGCCUCUGAGUGCUAUCUACUGACAGCCAUGUCCUAUGAUAGAUACCUAGCCAUUUGUCGGCCCCUCCACUAUCCUGCAAUUAUGACCUCAACACUUUGUGCCAAGAUGGCUGCUGGUUGUUGGACUUGUGGCUUCCUAUGCCCCAUUUCAGAGGUCAUUCUGGUCUCUCAGCUCCCUUUCUGUGCCGACAAUGAAAUCCCACACAUUUUCUGCGACUUUCCACCUUUGCUGUCCCUGGCCUGCAAGGACACAUCCAUUAAUGUCCUGGUGGAUUUUUCCAUCAAUGCCUUCAUUAUCCUUGUCACCUUCCUCUUUAUUAUGGUUUCUUAUGGGAGAAUCAUUGAAGCUGUGCUGAAGAUAAAAACAGCAGCAGGAAGAAAAAAGGCCUUUUCCACAUGUGCCUCACAUCUCAUUGUGGUCCUCAUUUUCUUCGGAAGCAUCAUUUUCAUGUACGUGAGGCUAAAGAAGAGCUAUUCUUUAACCCUUGACCGGACACUUGCUGUUGUCUACUCCGUACUAACACCAUUGGCCAACCCAAUCAUCUAUAGUCUUCGUAACAAGGAGCUCAUUAAGGCAAUCAAGAGGACCGUCUUCCGCAAAGGGGGAAAAGCUAGUCCCACUCACCACUGA
Elephantulus edwardii (Cape elephant shrew) is the source of this 954-nucleotide messenger RNA. RefSeq names its product olfactory receptor 6N2-like. Gene Ontology annotation, biological process: G protein-coupled receptor signaling pathway. Lineage: Eukaryota; Metazoa; Chordata; Mammalia; Macroscelidea; Macroscelididae. The record is from RefSeq and is a predicted model, not a curated record. Gene Ontology annotation, cellular component: membrane. The coding region runs from base 1 to 954 and encodes 317 amino acids. Gene Ontology annotation, molecular function: G protein-coupled receptor activity; olfactory receptor activity. The transcript has a single exon.